AUAAAUCUAACUGCAACUGAUUUACUCAAUCAAUCUCUCGUUUUAAGUGAAGCUCUUGUCAAUACGAAAACGAAAGUGAAUCUUUUCAAAUUGAUUUGCUCAAAGUUAUUUAAAAAGCUGAGUGAUACGGCCGAUUUCCUUCAGUCGCUUUUAGCUGACUUUGGUGCCACAGAAAAAGGACAACAUCUUAUUGAUGAAAUAAAUGAAUCGCGAACUGAUCAUGACCAUUCAUUAUCACUUGCUUUUGAAAUUAAUGCAAAAAUUAGAGAAGCAGAGGAAAGCGCCAAUAAUCUCAAGAUGUGUUUAGAACGCAUUGUUAGCGGUUACUCAGCGGAUGAAGAUGCUAAAAUCUCCCUUAAAAGUCGUUUGCUGGAUAGUGUUUUUGAAAAGGAAAUGAAUGAGAAGCUGAUGAUUUUCGAGCAUUGCGACAUUACUUCUUCAUCUUCUCGUCUGUUUGAACCUGUAAAUGUAACUGCAACUGAUUUACUCAAUCGAUCGCUCGUUUUAAGAGAAGAUCUUAUCAAUAUGAAAGCUAAAGCAACUCUUUUCAAAUCGACUUGCUCAAAGUUGUUUGCUAAGCUGAACGGUACGGCUGAUUUCCUUCAGUCACUUUUAACUGAAUUUGAUGCCACAGAAAAAAGUCAGCGCCUCCUCGAUGAAAUGAGUGAAUUGCGAAUUGAUCUUCAUCGUUCAUUAUCACUUGCUUUUGAAAUCAGUGAAAAAAUUGAAGAAACAGAGAAGAAUGUCAGUGAUUUCAAAAUAUAUUUGGAGCGCACUUGCCCAUUGAGUGAAAUUCAGCCGAAUUCACAAGAAUUUAGUGAUAUAUCGGAUCAACAGUUAAUGACGGAAUUUGCUGACAUGAAAAAUUUUUUAAAUGAGAAAGAAUUUCCGCUACUACGAACUGAAGAGUCAUUAAAAAAUCAGUGCAUCUCAUCAGAAAAUCAGAGUCAGUGUGCGUCUCAUCAGAAAAUCCCAUCAUUAAAACAAUUAACUGAAAAUUGCAUGGUCGAUGAAAUAAAAGGCCUUAAAGAAGAAUUGCAUCGGGUUUCUGACAGUGUUAAAGCUAAUGAAGAAAACAGGAAAAAGGCGGAAGCAACGUGUGUUUUAUUGCUUCGUGAAAAGCAAGAAUUUGAGACAGAAAUAGUUAAGUAUCGUGACAUUAUUAAAAGCUUGGAAAGGCAAAGGUCCAGCUGUUCAUCGAUCCAAGUUCAAACUGAAAUGAACAUCGGCUGGAUUUCUUCACUUGAAGCUGAUUAUCAAAAAUUGCUGCUAAUAAAUAUUUGUGAACAAGAGAAUAUUAAACGACUUACUCAUUGCUUAUUGGAGAAAAAGAAGAAAUUAUCUGAACAAAAUUGUGCAAUAAAUGCGAAGCUAGAAAAUUCAACGAAUCAAUUUUCUGGUAUAAUAUGUACUGAAAUUGGAGUUCUGACGGAAAUAACUGGUGAGGAGCUGGAGAGAAAAAAUGAAUAUAUGUUGUCAUAUUCAUCAUUCAUUACAAAUUUAUACGAAUUUACUUCACGUUGGCUAUAUGGAUCUGCCAUUUGUCGAACUGAUCACGGGACUUUUAUUAAAAAGCAUGGUCGACCAUCUUCAUUAAAACAGUCUGAAUAUCUUAUAUCAGUUUUACCAGUAGCUGCAAAAUUCACAGAAUUGGACAUUCAAAAAGAAUUAUCUUACAUAAGUUUUGAACGAAUGAGCGAUUCAGCACAUUUCCUUGUUCAUAUUUUCAAAAAGCUGAUUCAGCAUGGUGAUAAAAGCGCUGAUCUUAACUUGGCGUUGAAUAUGGCUCGUAGUUUACGUUCACAAUUAUAUAUCCUUUGGAAAUGCUCAGGUAAUGCUGAAUCCAUAAAAGAAAAUGUGGCAUCAUUUUCAGAGAUAGGUUCGCUGAAAGAACAAAAUGUUCGUUUACAACUAGCACUAAAUGAUGCUACUGAAUUACUUAAAAUUGCUGAGGAGAAACUAAAAUUCCAGCCAGAAUCGAAAGUUGUUGUUUGUGAUCGAAUAGCCCAAGAAAUGAGCAAAAUACAUGAAGUUUUGAAGGAUGGAAGCAAGAUUUUUCGCUCUUUCAAAAAAAAAGCACCAAUUUCAAAAUGA
Messenger RNA from Dracunculus medinensis (Guinea worm), 2094 nucleotides. The record is from the annotation of a GenBank genome assembly. NCBI's taxonomy places the organism in Eukaryota, Metazoa, Nematoda, Chromadorea, Rhabditida, Dracunculidae.